AUGAGAAAGAUAAGGAAAUCUUCCGAUUUGAAUGAUAUUACACCCAAAAAGAAUUUGUCAUUUACGAAAUGGGGAGGAAAAAGUAGUGAUUAUAACAAAAAGGCGAAGGACACACUUGUCCCAAAAAAUUCUCCAUCAGUAAUUGAAAAGGACACCAGUUACGAUGGAUCACAAAAAACGAUUUUAUUAAACAAUGACUCUCUUAAUGGAGCCUACCCUGCAAGAGUUCAAAUCAGUCCAAUAAAACCGGAUGGCGAUAGCUGUCAAACAAACUUUGAACAACCUUUAACCGAAACCCCCUCAAAGAUGGAUCCAACAAAUGAGAGUCUUCGCAGAAGUCUUGAUAAUAAAGUCUCUGCAAAUCGAACCAAUUUAAAUAGAAGGCAGCAAAAGCCCAAUGAAAAAUCAGGAUUUGUUGAUAAUUUCGUUGCCAUGAUGCAUGAUUUAGAAGAAAUGAAUAUGUCUUACUUAAAGAAUGAUAUAGUCUCAAAACUGCUGUCAAAUUUGGCUCAAAAUUCAAACAUUAAAUCUUCAGAGCGCGUAUCAACACCUCUGUCUGACAAUCCGGAUUUAAACACCGACGGAGACCUCAAUAAUGAUACAGAAGGUCCGAAUAUUCUAAGCGAUUCAAAUGCGACUGAAGAAUUUUCCCGAAGUCCUGGAGAUUUUAAAUCGAAAAUCCAAAGUCCCCUUAUGAAGUAUAGUAGUAGAAAUGACAGAAGAUCUCUAAAUGAAAGAAUGCUUUCCGGUAUCAGAAAGGAACCUACAAUUUCAAACUCCGAAAUUAAUCGACCGCUCUCUCGAAGGGCUGUAUCUUCCGAUAGAAAGGACGUUCGGUCAUAUUUGAAUCGUUCCGACCCCCCAAAUGAUAAAGCAAGCAUUUACUGGUACUUUUGGGUCCCCGAAACGCAAGCCUUUUUGAUUAAUAACCCACAGGAUCGAAGAGUUGAAGCCCUGGUCAGAAGCAGUCGCUCGAAAAUAUACCUCCAUCGUGAUAAACGAGUGAAUGCCCAUGGUGAACAUCAACAGUUGGUUGCAAUCUACUCACCAGAAAAAUUCUACUUGCAGAAAUGCAAGAAUUUGAUUGACGAAAAAUUCCCAAUUUUUAAGAUUAACUGUGGAUCAGAGAAAGAACCUGGAAGCAUUGCCGAAUUUUAUUGA
Molecule: messenger RNA, 1161 nt
Organism: Rodentolepis nana
Lineage: Eukaryota; Metazoa; Platyhelminthes; Cestoda; Cyclophyllidea; Hymenolepididae
Source: the annotation of a GenBank genome assembly